This is a messenger RNA of Leptosomus discolor (cuckoo roller), 1617 nucleotides long. NCBI's taxonomy places the organism in Eukaryota, Metazoa, Chordata, Aves, Leptosomiformes, Leptosomidae. The record is from RefSeq and is a predicted model, not a curated record.
GUAAUCAUGACAGUAGCAGAGGAUUUGUUGUGUUCUGCUUCUCAGAACAGUCGCAUUUCACUGCAGCGAACACAGGCUGGAUGGCUGUUGAUAGCGGCCCUCAUGACAUUAGGUCCUGCAGUUGUCCAACACCAUCUGCCACGAAUGCUGUUACUGUGGAAAUGCAUCUUUCCAUCAUCCCCUAAAGACCUAGAAACAGAGAAGACACGAGGAGAUUCGUUUACCUGGCAAGUAACACUGGAAGGUCGUGCUGGUGCUCUGUGUGCUAUCAAAAGCUUUGUUUCCCACUGUGCUGGUCUUCUUACGGACGAAGUUGUUCAGAGACUUCUUCCUCCUCUCCCAAGUGCUGUUGAUUUGUUGACACAGCUUUCUUCGAUAUAUAAGUCAUAUGGAAAUUCUUUAAAAACACCAUCAACGGUUUACAGGCAUAAACUUUAUGAAUUACUAGCAGUAUUGCCUCCGAAGACUUACGAAGGAAGCUUCUGUGAUGUUCUAAAAGAGUUGGUGACCGAUUUGACUGUCCCAGAUAGCCAGAUUGAUGCCUCUACAUUCUUGCUUCCACCCCUUUGUCAUGAAAAUGAUCUUCUUUUACUUGGUCCCUUACUGCAGGAGACUGACCACAGAUUUAUCGAAGAGCAGCUCCUUUUAGGUAACAGCAUAGCUGGUGGCAGCCUGGAGUAUGACCCUUACUCAAUUUAUGAGAAAGUUGCAAAAGGUGAUUCAGUACCUACACCACUACCUCCCAUAUUGUCUGUUAUCAGUGCAGCAACUCGUCUUUUUGGAGUUAUGUUUUCUCAUGUAGCAGAAUCUCACAGGCUCCAGGUGUUAGAACAGUUGUUGAAUUCCAUAAAGCAAGCAAAAGGAUCACGGCAACAAAUAGUACAACUAAAUGUAGUGUCAGCCUUUUCUACUUCCUUAAAGCACUUGGCUAACUGCAAGGGAAGUUUAGGUUCAGAAGAAGUUAGGAGGUCUGCUCUGACCUUAGUAAUGGGUGCCUUGGAAAGCAAUAAUCCACUCCUGAGAUGUGCUGCUGCAGAGUGUUUGGCCAGAUUGGCACAGGUGGUUUCUGACACUUCCUUCACUGCUGGAUUAGCACAAGUCAGUUUUGACAAGCUAAAAUCUGCUAGGGAUGUGGUGUCAAGAACAGGUCAUUCUUUGGCUCUGGGAUGUCUAUAUAGGUACCUAGGAGGAAUAGGUUCUACUCAGCACCUGAAUGCAUGUGUUGGAAUCCUUUAUACUUUAUCUCAGGACACUACUUCUCCUGAUGUACAGGCAUGGGCACUACACUCUCUGUCACUGAUAGUAGAUUUAGCUGGCCCUUUGUAUCAUGUGCAUGUGGAACCUACCUUAUCUCUUGUUCUCAUGUUGUUGUUGACUGUGCCUCCUGCUUAUGCUGAAGUUCACCAAAGCCUCGGUCGCUGCUUAAAUGCCCUUAUUACCACGCUGGGCCCUGAAUUGCAAGGCAGCAGUACGACAGUUUCAGCCUUAAGAACUUCCUGCCUCCUGGGUUGUGCAGUGAUGCAGGAUAAUCCUGACUGCCUUGUUCAGGCUCAAGCCAUCUCUUGCCUUCAGCAGCUUCACAUGUUUGCUCCUCGACAUGUCAACUUGUCUAGCCUU